This is a messenger RNA of Cyphomyrmex costatus, 1200 nucleotides long. RefSeq names its product proteasome alpha4 subunit (gene Prosalpha4). The record is from RefSeq and is a predicted model, not a curated record. The coding region runs from base 372 to 1121 and encodes 249 amino acids. Lineage: Eukaryota; Metazoa; Arthropoda; Insecta; Hymenoptera; Formicidae. Gene Ontology annotation, biological process: ubiquitin-dependent protein catabolic process. Gene Ontology annotation, cellular component: proteasome core complex, alpha-subunit complex; proteasome core complex. The transcript has 7 exons.
AUAUUGAACGUUUCGGAACUCACAGGUCCUUCUUCAGCGAUUUUUGAAGAUGUAACAAAGUCAUAGAGAUGAAUAAUCUUACGGUCAAAGCGACAUAGUGUGAUACAAUUGUUUCGAAGAAUUGAUUCUCCUGUAUUUAUGUGAAUUGUAUAAUAAAAUGUGUUAAAAUAGGAGCAUCUUUACAUAUCGUCUGAUAUUGUUGAGCAAGGCCCAUAAGGAAUUAGCAUUCUAGUAGAAUAUAUAGAAGUUUGUGGUGCUGCCGCCACCAGCCGCCACUGUCGGUGCUGAUUGACUGUUCGGAAAACGGCGGAGUCAUUUGGAGUCAUUUUGAGUUUCUUACCGAACUGUGAUUAUUUUGGACAGCCGAAACGAUGUCGGCGAGAUAUGAUAGAGCGAUCACGGUUUUUUCACCAGACGGACAUCUACUCCAGGUGGAAUACGCUCAGGAGGCAGUCAAGAAAGGCUCGACGGCGGUUGGUGUACGCGGUGCAGAUGUAGUAGUCUUAGGUGUCGAGAAGAAAUCUGUCGCUAAAUUACAAGAGGAACGUACAGUACGCAAAAUAUGUCUAUUGGACGAUCAUGUAAUUAUGGCCUUUGCAGGUUUGACUGCUGAUGCAAGAGUAUUGAUCAAUCGUGCGCAAGUUGAAUGUCAGAGUCAUAAAUUAACUGUAGAAGAUCCUGUUACCUUGGAAUAUAUUACAAGGUAUAUUGCAGGCUUAAAACAGAAAUAUACACAGAGUAACGGCCGUAGACCUUUUGGAAUAUCCUGUCUCCUAGCUGGAUUUGAUUAUGACGGUGUCCCACACCUUUAUCAAACAGAGCCAUCAGGGAUAUAUUAUGAAUGGAAGGCAAAUGCAACAGGUCGCAGUGCAAAAACUGUGCACGAAUUCCUAGAGAAGUAUUAUACCCCGGAAGAGGUAUCGACAGAAAAGGGUUGUAUAAAAUUAGCCAUCAGAGCGCUUCUUGAAGUAGUUCAAUCUGGACAAAAAAAUCUGGAAAUAGCAGUAAUGCGACGUGGACAGCCAUUAGAGAUGUUGGACACAGACACCAUAGGCGAAUAUGUAACAGAAAUUGAAAGAGAAAAGGAAGCAGAGGCAGAAAAGAAGAAACAGAAAAAGUGAUGUCUCGUGUUCUAUUAUGCACUUUCAUUAUACUACUAUUAAUUAAUUUUUCUUAUAAAAUAAAUAUAUUGGAAGAAAA